GGAUUACGUGGACAAGCUCUCCAAGUUAAUGGACAAAAAUGAUGGGGUGGCAGGUCAACAGCAGACUGCGCAGCCCAGCAUGGACUCAGAACUCACAACGGAGGCCACAAAUACUGGUAGCAUGGGGCAUGCGUGGGGCCUUUGCCAAAGGCCGUGCAUUUUCCAGCUCAAUGGAUUUUGCGCCAAAGGUGAGGACUGUGGGUUUUGCCAUUUGGGGCAUCAUGAUCGUGUGCCGAAGCUUGACAAACAGCAGCGAUCAUUGUUGCACCAAAUGAGUGCGGGUGAGCUACUGACGCUGGUCAUAGGUCCUUUGAAGGCAAAGGUUGCAGAACUGGGGUUGGAAGAGCCGGCUCGGGAGUUGUUAGAGCUCUUGGAGAUGGAGCGUGCUUCGCAAAGGUCUUGCACAGCCAAGAAACACCCCAAGCUACCUUGCAUCCGCAAAACGAUGACUCGAAUGAGCAUUGCAGGCUUGAUCGGUGUAGCUGGACAUAGCCAGACAGGUGCUGAGUUUCGUGCAAAACUCUUAGCAGCAGUUGAUCAGUUGCGGCGUCAGCUCCACUAGGACAGGAUAGCAAAAGUCCUGAUUGUGGAACUGAUGCCAACGCGCGGUUUGGAUCCGCGCUAUGGCCGUUCAGGCUUGCACAGAUGGGGCAGCCAUGGCUUGACUGCCUGGAAAUAUGAUAGUAGCCCUGGACUAGGGAGGUUUGCCCCAGUUCACUGAAGCCUC
Molecule: messenger RNA, 727 nt
Organism: Durusdinium trenchii
Lineage: Eukaryota; Dinophyceae; Suessiales; Symbiodiniaceae
Source: the annotation of a GenBank genome assembly